This is a messenger RNA of Trachymyrmex septentrionalis, 11537 nucleotides long. Its product is annotated as DNA-dependent protein kinase catalytic subunit-like. Gene Ontology annotation, molecular function: DNA-dependent protein kinase activity; protein binding. Lineage: Eukaryota; Metazoa; Arthropoda; Insecta; Hymenoptera; Formicidae. The record is from RefSeq and is a predicted model, not a curated record. The coding region runs from base 1 to 11508 and encodes 3835 amino acids. Gene Ontology annotation, cellular component: nucleus. Gene Ontology annotation, biological process: telomere maintenance; double-strand break repair via nonhomologous end joining. The transcript has 14 exons.
AUGUUGCAGAAUGUAUGUCAGUUAGGACUAAAGAUAAAACUUCAUUGUCAUACCAAAAAAGCUGCUCAUAAUACUUUUAUAAAAUUAAUAGAAUUAUUCAAGGAUCAUGACUUAAAAUUUGAUGAAACAGUUCGUAACUAUUGUCGGACAUUUCAUAAUUAUGACAAGAAAGAAAAGAGAUUUAUAUUCUGUGUACUGGGUAAAAUAAUUAAGUAUGUUGAAAGUAUUCGUUCGUCGCAGAACUAUUUAGAUAUUAUUUUCCAACAACUAUAUUAUGAUGCACGUGAUGAGUACGAUUCUAAAAUCAACGUACGUAAUGACUUCUACAUGUAUUUUGAUGCUCUCGCGGACAUAUUGGAUGGUGUAGUGGAACCACUAAAUACAUUAAAGGAUAAAAGACUCUCUGAUUCAUAUAAGUGGAUCAAGGAUUUUGGCCAAUGCAAUAAACAUGCAAUACAGCAAGGCGAUGAUGAGAGGGUCAGAACAGUUACGAAAUCGGCAAUCAAUUUUUUGUGUCGUCAUAUGAAUCUAUUUCAAGACUUGCUAUAUUCUGAUUGCAUGUACUGGCAUGAUAUCCUUCAACGCUUAUCGCUCAAAACAACCACUUACAAUAUUUAUGGACAACGCGCAUUGAAAAGAUUUUACCAAGUUAUCGGACAGAUUCUUACAAAUCAAAAUAGUAACGAGAGUGAAAUAUUGGUGAAAUUUGUGGAAUAUUUUUACAGAGAAUUCAAAAAAACUAACUUAAAUUUAACCACAUUGCGAUUAAUCGUUUAUGGCUUCAGUCAAAUGGCUGCACCAUGCAAAGUGCACAUGACUCAAUUUGAAGUAAGACAUAUGUAUUCCAUUACAACCAGUUAUGCGCUUCCUCUUUGUUCCAGCGAGCAUAGCCAUUCGACGCACAUAGAGAGCAUCUGUUGUUAUCAAGAAGCGCUCUCAGAAAUACUACGUCACAUGACUGAUGUUACAAUUGAAAAUAUUAACAUCCUUAUAAAGCUUAGUAUCUAUGUGAUCAAGAGAUUCCCCGAUUUAGCAAUAUCUAACAACGCGCUCGCCAUUUCAACAUUAACUAAAACUAUCAGCAAUCUUAUGAUUAUCGAUAAAGCUCUACUGCAGCGAUACCUGGACAGUAUAGUUUAUGAUGGUAUUGCGUGGAGUUGCUCGCACACUUUGGCGCUUGACGCAGAGUUGCAACGGGAAUUGAACAAUCUGGAACAGUCGCCAGUAUGCUACAAGAACUAUCUGCCGCUGUGGAUGGAGCUAUUGAACGCCAAGAGAUAUUGUGGACAAGAACAGUUAGCGCAACAUGUAGCCAAUACCAUGAUAGACGUAUGCAUUACGUUAAUUAAUCGACUGAACAUAAACGUGAAACGAAGAAAUGAGGACACCAUAUUAUCCGAUGUGGCUCUGACUCAAAGCGCCGUGAAUCAAGCGGACUUCCGCGUGUUCGCAAAUGUUGUGGAUCUCUAUGUAGACGUGAUCGAUGCAUCAGAUCCGCAGUUGUUCGCCAACACCGUACACAGAUUUCUCUACGAAGUCAUUCGGUUGUCGUACAAAUAUCCGCUGAUAUCCGGCUUCUACAAACUGAUUCAGGCCGGUAUGAAAGUCUUUACUCAUACAUCAGAGGACGAAGAGGAAGAGAAAAGCGCAGAGUCGCGACGGAUAGAGGAGCUUCUAUCUAAUUACUUAUGGCACACUCUCGAUCUAAUCCCUGCGUUCUCCAAUGAAUUACUGAUCGCGUGCCUCUACUUGAUCCUGGACGCACCUUUUGCGUAUGUCAAAGAUGCGCUGCCGUGCACACUGCCGACAUUUAAGAUCGCGUUCACUGCCGGUCUGAGUAACCUGGAACUCGCGUAUAGCGCGCUCACUGCUCUCGAGAUAUGGACGACAAAGGCACAGGAACAGAAACAAAAUGAACAAAUAAACGAACUGUUACGUGAAAUCAUCGUAUACCUGGAACCUUACUUGCGCAGCACAGAGAGUUCUGUUGAAAUCUCGCAAGACUUGAUGGCAGCGAGAAAGCGCGUAAAACGUGUUGAUGUGAUUAACACAGAUCACACGCUGCGAAACUACCAGCGGCGAGUUUUGCUGUUCCUCGGAUCGCUUGAUCACGAUAUGCUAACGAGUUUUGUACACGAGCAUGCUUCCCGUAAUACUGGGGCGUCCUGGGACUAUAAGGAACUGUCCAAGGUUUGCAAGUACAGUCUGUUACUGCCAGAUGCAGAACUGGUUAUCCAUUUUGACCGGAUGCUACCACGGGUAAUUGCGUUAGCGCGCGACUCCAGCGAUCGGCGCACGAAAAUCGCAGCCUGCGAGGUUCUACAUUCAAUGAUAGCUAUCAUCAUCGGCUCACUCUCGUACUCGAGAAACUCGGAUUCGGAGACUCGCUUCCCCACUCUCUAUAACACUUUAUGUCAGGCCGUGCUAGCCCUCGGUUGCGACUCAGACGAAGUCGUAUGCAGUCUCUUCCGUCCACUGGCGUUGCAGCUGAUGCACUUAUGGAGCUCCAGUCUCGAGUCAAUGUCCUUGGUGAUCGAUUCACUAUUUGACAGUUUGACCAACGACUCGAAUCCCGCUUUGCGCGAGUUCUCCGGCAUGUGUCUUGCAGAAUUUACGCGCUGGUCAAUCAGACAGAGCGCAACAAACAGGGUGCAACAUGUGCGUACGAUCAUCGAAAAGAUUAACAAUCUCGCGUUGCAUCCCUUGACGCGUAAACGCAUAGCCGCAGCCGUAGCCUUCAAUCAUCUCUAUGUGAUUCUACGUGAGGAAGACGACACAGUGUCAAUUUAUUGGCUGAAGAUAUUCUAUUGUUUUGUCCGCAGCUUAGAAGGAUGCGACGAUCCGUCAAUCACGAAUGCACUGACCCAUAUCGAGAGAGUAAUGAAAGUCAAGGCGGAAAGUCUAAAAAUGCCCAGUUCCCAUCGUCGAAAACCGCACGAGUUCGACGACGCAACCUUGACCUACGCUCUGUAUUGGUUGCUGUCACAGUGCGGAAAUCUCGACGAGCAUUGCCGUGCGAAAUGCAUGGAGCUGUACAUUAACGUGUCACAGCAUAUCGAUUCCGCACAGGAAACGACGCAGAACUUUGUUCAUACUUAUGGAAUAAAGCAUCUGAACGAUAUCAUCUUGAAAGGCUUAGAAUCGGGCGUGAAAGAUAUUUCUAUGGCUAGUAAUAUGAUGCCGCUAUUGAAAGCUCUGGAUUAUUACAUGUGGUUGAUAAACAAGGAAUUGCUGCCGGUAGAAAAAUUCUUUCCCGCCGAUAUAGAUGAGCAACAAAUUUUCUCCCACAUUCGUAGUUUUGCUUGUCAAUUCUGGCGAAUAAUUGAAGAGUCCUCGAUAGGAACAACUGUGACCACAAUGAAAUCUAAAGAACUCGAACAGUUGCAGGCCUUACAAUGCAAAGUUCUGAUGACUACUUUAAAUUUCGUACAAGUGCUAUUGAACGUGAACGUAAAUGUUCCGGAAUCGUUAUGGGACGAAUCGUUGACCGCUUUAACGAUUAGAUGUAUUAUGCAUCCACGAACGCUCGGUUUCGAUGUGAAAAAUAUCAAGAUUACGGAUGAAUUGCCACAUGUCUUGGAAACUCUGUUAAAUUCCAUGAGAUCGAGGUACAAUUAUGCUCUGCCGGACAUCUUUAACAAGUGUCUUUUAAAUUUUAUUCGAAAAAUCGUCACGAAGCUUCUUGAUCUACAAGAUAUCAUAAAAAACGACUCCUGCGAUGAUCUGAUCCAACACGUUAACGGUCUGAUUCUGUUAAAACGGUAUGAUAUGUUAAAUCCAACGAUGCUAGAAACGAGUACUUUUACGGACGCUGAUUACACGAUCACGCAGAUCUUUGAAUUUUUGGUGAGCAAACAUAUCGGGGAAUUGGCCUGCAAGGACUUGAGCACGCAAAUGAUCGAGUACUUGCGAGCUUUGAUGGAAUUUCAGUUCUUGUUACUCCCGGCGACAAUCGAAACGCCGGUGAUAAUACCUGAUGAUGUUCGAUCGAUAAUCGAUAAUCUGGUGAAAUUCAUAUCCAACAAUAAUCAAGUAACUAGUGUGGACUGCACGAUAAUCACGCACGGCGAACAUUUUCUGAAUACAUUCAAGAGUGUGAUCUUCAAAUACAUGUUAACGCACGUAAGCGCGAUCACGCACGUCUUCGAAAGUACAUAUGACAAUCCAUCCUUUUUGCUGAAGUGGAUUGAAGAUAUGUUGUUGUUCCUGAAACAGCACAAGUGCGAACUGCAGGCUUACGUGGACACCAUGGUCGACUUGAUUCUGCAGCAAUUCACUUAUCUGAAGAACAUCAUCUUUAAUGUGGACAGUCGCAAAGAGAGACUGAUGAAUAUCUACAGUAUUGCGGUGCAUUUGAAGUCAAAGCCCACGGAGGUCUUGCAGAAUCAUGAAUUUUACCAGUGGAUUCGGGAUGAAUUAACGAAUAAUAACAAUCUCGAGUACAAGACGAAGAUUCUUAAAAACUUCUUCGUCUGCCUCACAGAUGUGGUGGAUUGCAACGAUUUUCAAAUAAGUUGGACUCUAAGAAACGACAGUCGACAUCUGUGCUCGAAUCUAUCUGAAAUGAGCGUGAACGCCAUGAAGGUGAUCGAUUGCUUCGAGACGUUGCUAAUAUUGCUGUCGACGACCAGAUCGAAGACAAUGCUUAAGUGCGUGAUAGACUUUGCCGCCGGUACCGGAAAUCGUCUCUUCGACGAAAAACUGGAGGAACAUUUGCAUAGAUACUACUAUGGAGCGUCCCUUGAACAUGUUCUAGAUUCGCUGCGAAAGACCUAUUCUGCAUUCAUGGAAAUGAACACUACCGAAACGGAAAGACUUGACAUUUUGCAUGAAUUUCUCUUACCAGCAUUCAAAUUUUGCGACUCAACCGCGAUCGAACGCUUCUUUGAGUGUAAUUACAAAGUUCUGUAUGAUUAUUACAUUUAUUUUUUAAAUAUCUCUAACGACGAUGAUGCAAUCAAGCAAAAAAUUGUGACGAUGAUUGGAUACUCCCAAUUACUAACGAUUAUGUUUGCCAGAGUGGACAAGAACAAAAUACAGGCGAACGAACCGACCAUGCAGAAUCCAGGGUCUAAUUUAAAAAUCUUGGUCGAAAAGAGUGAUUAUCAACAAUUAGUCUUCAAUAUCAUAAAGAUAUUCCUGAAGAGUAGCGAGAAGAACAUCAGGUCAAAAUGUCAAGAACUUAUACGUCAGUUGCAGUGCUCUUUAUACAAUUGCUUGUUGGCGAUCAUAAGCUUGAAGGAGGAUGAGAGUUCCUAUCGUAGUUCCUAUCGUGUAGUAUUCAAUUCUUUCGGUUGGGAGAAAAUUGUAGACUGCAGGACGCAGUAUGCACUUGGUCAGAUCGUCAAAGAGUAUCCAAAGACCCGCGAGAUCACCGUCAAUAUCAGAUCCGCGGAAGUCGAGAGGGAGGAACAACAGACGCAUAAAUAUACCUAUGUUCAUAGUUACGAUCUAUCAUCUUGUACAUUAAGCGAGGACAUUAAUGCCUACGAUCUCAACAAAUGUGUCGUGCUGCCGGCCGAUUUUCGUCGCUCCACUCCGAUAAUGAACUCUGCGAAUUCUGAUCUACUUCACACACAUCAUGCGACGAGCAUCACCUUAACAAAUAUCGAUUUUGACAAGCACGAAUGUAUGCCGUAUAUUUGCGUUCUAUUGCGGCAUAUUAGAAAGGUAUUCGGUUCGACUAAUACAAAAAUACCCGAGUGGCUUAGAUAUUUCCUCAUCACCAUGCAGCGCAAUCAUCUUCAUGCUAAUAUUCAGCUGUUCAUGCUAAAAAUUAUUUCAAACACGGCAGACGAGGUGUUCAAGCCCUACGCCCAGUUCGCGCUGACAGAAAUCAUCAAGAUUAUCGCUAACUAUUUGCAAGGAAACAACAAUUUGAAUUACAUUAUCACGGACGUUUUGGAGAUACUGAUGAAUUGGCACGAUGUAGCUAUACCAAAUAACGAAGAUAGUAAAGCAGAGGCACAAAGACUUUUUGAGAUAUUUAUUGACAAAGUAUUCAAAAGAAAAUCUGACGAUGAAGACCGUGUCUACAACUACAAUCUCAAUUUGUUAAGGACCAUGGUGGAAAAGUGGCGCGGUUGCUUGCGAAUACCGAGCGAUUUUCUAAACCGACAAAUAACAUCCGCGCCGUCGGCUGCGGUGUAUCUUAUCCUGGUAUCUCUCAACAAUAAUAUGACGGAGGAGAUUGUUAUUAGAGAUGAUAUUGUCAAUUUUCUACUGGAGCAGUUGAAAAAUUGGGAUACACCUGAUUCGGAUAAGACGCCUCUGUACUGCUGUGAGUGUCUUGGCUUAUACCUACGUUUUCUAGAUAACAACAGUCGCGAUGAGAUUGAAAGAGAUAACAAGAAACACUUGGUGAAGGAGAAAAUUUCCAACAUCCUCAGGUUACCCCAGAAUCGCAUAGACAAACAAGUGAAACGCGUCGCUGUUCUCUGCCAAACUUAUCCCGAGGUAGCCCAGGAUUAUAUCAAUAUCGCGACCAGAGCCAUGUAUACGACAAAAUAUUCGACGAAAUGUUUAGAAAUAUUUGCGUUAGCGAUACCCAGGCUCAACGUGGAGGACGUCAUGACAAAUCUGUACUACAUAAGGCUGCAGAAGAUCUUAGAGACUCGGAUGUCGUCCUGCGAGAAGAUAGCAUUGCGAAUCGUCCGCGACGUGGUGGAGAUCUUGCCGAUGCAAAAUCUGCUGCCUUAUAAACAGGUGAUCUUAUACAUCAAGGACAAUAUCACGGAACACCGGGAACUGGUCUACGACAUACUCAUGAGGAUCCAUAAGAGAUGUUCAGCGGACAUCACAGUGAAUGACAAUGCAAUCGUACAAGAUCUACUGUCCGUUAGUAAGCGAAAUUUAUUGGCCGGUCUGUUGGACCCGUCUCCCGAUCUGCAGGACAGAAUACUGAAGUUCUGGAUAGAGGAGAUGAAGCUGGACACAGAGGAAUUGAAGAAACGAUUAGUCUCGCCUUUGACCAUUCUUUCGUCGCAACUGAUAACGGAAGAGGACGCAUUCGCACCUUUCGUAGCGUUGCUGAUGUUGCAACAGGCCACUAAAUCAAUACGUUACACCGAGAAGAUAUUCGAUGAGCCUCUGUCUAACAGCAGCCGCUUCGAGGAAUAUAAGAUAGCCGUUUCCUGGCGAAGGCGGAACCUGAGCUACGUAACGCCAAUGUUCGUCGACUCACUCGCAUCCCAAAUGAGCUACAGCAUCUUCUCUCAGAGUGUCGAUAACGAUUUAAGCGGGAUCUGUAUGACUCCUACAUUCUCUUAUCCACGUCUCUUGCCAGGUUUACGCGCAACGCAGGAUCUGCAAUUCGAGCCGACUCUUGAUGACGACGAUAACGCCGCGGAUGCAACCACAACGCUUGAUAUAUCGCACGACACUGGAUUUGAUCGAACGAUAAUCGCGUCCUCGUCGAAACAACCGCUAUGGACUGCAGGACGUCAGAGAUUCACCAGGAUUCUGGCGAAUACGUCAAAUACCACGAACAACUUCCGUAACGCGCAAAUACGAAGAAAUGCGCAACAAGAAGAAAGAAUACAGCAGGAGAACAUCAGACAAAGAAGCACCGUAAAAUUGUAUAGAAACUAUAGGAUCGGAGAAUUACCCGACAUCGAGAUAACUCACAAGAGUUUUAUCGUAUUGCUUCAACAGUUGGUCAAAUUGGAUCGGCUGAUCUGCAAAGAUGUGAUCGUGUCCCUGUUCUGUUCACUGACCAAGAAAACGACUAAUCAAGAAAAUAUCCGUCAGACCAUCGUGGACAGUCUGAAACGAAUUCUACAUGAUUUGUGCGAAAAGGACAGUUCUUUCAACGCUGUUAUUUUAGAAACGUUACUAAAGUUGAGUCAAGACGCUGCUACAAUCAUCAACUGCGAUCCGCAAGACGUGAUGAAAGCAUCUAAGGCAAAUCAUUUGAACGCUAUCGGCAUUCUUCUUUUGGAACAUAAUUUACUGCCUGAUGCGCAGGAGGAUGACUCGUCGCCCACAUCAAGCAAGAGAAUGCGACUACACGACGAUGCAAUUCGCUACGAGGAGACUAAUAAGUGGAUGCAAUUAGCAUCUCUCUAUAAAUCUCUGAAUGAUGUUGAUGUCGUUUUAAGUAUCUUCCGAAGACAACAAUUUUUCGGUCAGAACGUGCAGGAAGCAGCUCUCGCGGAGGUGAACGGCGAUUGGAUUCGAGCGAAAGAUGCGUUUACGAAAGCUUAUGAAGGAACAACAGAUCCUUCAAUAAAGGAACACUGCCUGCAAGGAUUACUUGAGGCAGUGAAUAAUCUCUGUGACUGGUCAGCGAUCGACAAACUUGUGAAGAACCGUGCGAGAAAUGAGAACUUACGCAAUAUCUGGAACGAUGCAUGGAAAGACUGGAUGAUCCCAUGUGCUUGCGAUGCCUAUGUACAUAUGAUGUCGGAAGAGAGAGAUUUGGUGGUGAGCGAUAUGGAGACUAUCAAAUCGUGGAUAUAUACUCGAGAAAAAUUGCAACAUCUUAUGCCCUUGACGGGCGAAAAUCUAGUGAUAUUUUUGCUCAAUUUUGAGGAUAUGAGAAAGGCAACCGAUCUGUUAAAUGAUCUCUUGGAUAUGACAGGAAAGCAAUGGGUUGGACUUAAUCCCCUUUGUACCGAGCUGCGAAUACGCAAAUUAUUCAAGCUCCAAAUCAUGAACGAUCUCGACGCUUCGCUCAAAAUUCUUCGAUGCACGAACAGAGCAGAGUACUUGAACAGAACGAUCGCGCUGUUGAAUUUAUGGUCGAUGAAAACGACCACAAUUCGAGACAAUCUUAUUCAGUGGAACAAAUUAGCUGCUAAUCGAGCAUAUUCCUCGAUGUUGUUCCAAAACAAAUGUAGAAAACGGGAAGUGACAAAGCGGUGUUAUCAAAUGAACCAUCAGCUCCGAUUAGGCAUCAUCAACGCAGCGUUGAAUCAAAAACAUCGAUAUAUCGCCGAGAAACAUCUGAAUUAUAUAAGUGAAGCAUUUUCUGAGGAGAACGUUAGUCACUUGGAUAUGGGUAAUAACUUAAUAUGGCUUAAAGCUAGACUCGAGUCUCUAUUCGCCGACGUUGAGACCAACAUUUUAAAGAAAAUGUCCAAUUACACUGAUUCCUGGAAAAACUCGCAUAGAUUAUUGAACGGCGAGCUCGGUGCUGAUAUAAGUAAUGCCAUCAAAGAACAUAUCAGCACAAUGGCUUCGAAGAUCGAAUUCUUGAGCAGGGAGAACCAGGAGUUUUCGAUAGCAUUGGAGUACAAUACCAAGAUCCUGCGGGACAUAGGAAACAUAGGACAUAAAGAAGAAAUAGCAACGGUACCAGGAAUACCAGUGGAUCUGGAUAAAAUCCGAAAAUAUUUGCUGGGUUACAGUUUGAAGAAGCUACAAUCUUGCUGCGAGGACACGACCACCGCCAACGUUGGCAAGCACUAUUGCGCCCUGGCUAAACACUGUUACGGUAGACUAAUGAGUACUGACAUAGAAAGCGACGAGAUCUUCCAAGAAUUUCUGUUGUCCACUUUGAAAUCCAUGUAUCAUGAUUGUCUCGAAGCUACGCAUUACUUCCCUUGCUUGCUGAGACCUGAACGAUUACAGAACGAUGAGAUACGAGAAAUGUUCGUCCGAGAAUGUGACGAAUUGCGACCAUGGUUGUUUUUACGCUGGCGGGACUUGCUCUUUUCCCAUCUGGGAACACCGUCGAUCUCAACCGCGAUUAUGCCGAUCAUCAAGAGACUCGCCAAGGCUUAUCCCGAUGCGAUUAUCUAUAAUUAUUACCUUACUAUCGAGAAAAACCCCAGUAUUCUUGAGGAUGUGAACAUUCGACAGAUACGCUUGCUCUUACACGACAAAGCGAAAGAGUACGAGCGGUUCUUGCAAGCGAUACAAUACGUGGUGCAACCUCAACUAUAUUUGAAACACUACCUUGACAAGGUGAUGAAUACAGGGAAUAUAACGACCAUCGAAUCGCUGUUACAAAAAGUCUAUCCGAAUUCCAGCACAAACGCGAUAGAAGAAAAAAACCUGCGACCAGGCGCUAUUUUUAAAGAAAUUGCAAAAUACGAGAGCGUCAUAAGAUCCUUGAAUCCAGAUGAUCUUGAUAUGCGAAAAGGAAUGACAAAACUGAAGGGCAUUCAAUUAAAAUUGAUCGAGUCAAUCCAGAGGCAGAACAAUAAAAACAAUAGGAGGGAAACUACAAGCAAGCUGAAGAAUUACAGCCUGUUUUUGUAUGAAUACGUCGGUGGCAGUAUUGAGAUACCAGGACAAUAUACCGGUGAUAGGGAACCCAUACCGCGUUACCACGUGAAGAUUGCGCGGUUCGAGCCGCAGGUGAAGAUCAUGCAAUCGCUGCGCAAGCCGAUUCGCAUCAACAUAAUAGGCGACAAUGGCAAGGAGUACAAGUUUCUAGUGAAAUUUGGCGAAGAUCUAACGAUAGAUCGGGGCUUACAGCAACUGUAUUCCACUAUGAACAGAACGUUGCGCAACGAUCCCAGCUGCAGACAGAGGCACUUAGCCAUCGACACGUACGAGGUGAUUCCAAUAUCGAGCUCGUACGGUCUCAUACAAUGGAUUGAAGAUACAAGAUCUCUGAAUGAAUUGAUAUGCUUAACUCUGUCAGAUAAGGAGACAAAUUGUUGCCAGAAUAUUGUUAAGAAAUAUGCGGAGUGGAUACAGAAAGCGGCGCCCGAAAAACGGCUGAUCCGCGAUUUUUAUAUAGAAGCUGUAUCUAAGUACAGCCAGCAAGCGGUCACAGAGAACAUGAAUCACCUGAUUAGAGAGACGAAGCAAACAGCUCUACGUGAUGCGUUUAAUUUGAUCAGCCCGUCCCCUGAGUGCUUCGUUACGCUGCGACGCAACUUCAUCAUCAGUUACGCGACCAUGUGUGUGGCGCAUUGGCUCGCAGGAAUCGGUGAUCGUCAUCUACAGAACACUCUGGUGCACGUCGCGACCGGACGUUGCUUAGGCAUCGAUUUUGGUCACGCUUUCGGCAGUGGUAUAGGCGCAUCGGUACCGGAACUCGUACCGUUCCGUCUGACACCGCAAAUUCUUGAGCUGCUACGACCCUUCACAGAGCGGGACCUCCUAGCGACGAUCAUGACUCAUACAAUGCAGGCCUUGCGCGAUGACCAAGGUCCGAUCCUCGCUUGCAUGGACAUCUUCGUUUGCAAACCCGUUCAGUGGUUGAACAUCAAUGACGACGAGAUAAUGAGAAAUGACGAUGAAAAUAUUAACGCAGAUUUAACAUGGUCCAAGAAAAAUAUUGAGAUAGUUGCGAAAAAGUUAAAUGGAAUCCAUCCUUCAAUCAUUACAUUAGAGCAAUUAAAUGACACUCGAAAAAAAAGAGCAAUUAACGAUAGACACUUUGCGAAAUAUUAUGCCAUUGUCUCAGGCAAUGAUGAGAUCAAACAAGCGCGAGCGGAUAUAAAGAGGGACCAUUUGACUUCUAUAGAACAAGUGGAUUGUUUAUUGGAUCAAGCAAAAGACUUGAAUGUCUUGGGCCGUAUGUAUCAAAAUUGGAGACCUUGGCUAUAAGGCUGCGUAAUAUUUAUAAAAUAUAUGAC